ACUCUUCUUCGUUCGGUCGUCCUUCUCACCUACGAACAAUCUCUCUGUUUCGCGACAACACGCUCACUUGUCUUUCGGGACACUCACGCUCUUUAGCACCCACUACCGGCUCCAUUCACUCGCUUCGGCAGAGUUGAUCUCUCGCCUUACCUCACCUUCGUCGCAAACACUUUCCCCAGAGAUCGAUUCACUUCAUCCGAUUCGCAACAUCAUGUUCACCAAGGCCACUCUCUUCGCUGCCCUUGUGGCUGGCGCAUCUGCCGCUGCUCCUCCAUCGUAUGGAGCUCCCCCAUCGUAUGGAGAGCCACCGGUGUACGACACUCCUGUAGAGUCGACCAGCAGCAGCUACCCAGCUACCAGCUCAAGCUCUACAACCGUCUACUCGCCGGAGCAGCCAACGACCUACCCAGCUUCGAGCUCUUCGACUGCCAUGUCUUCUGCGAGCUCCUCCUCCUCGUCCUCUUCCUCUUCCAUGCCUUUGGCAUACCCAAGCUCCUCCUCCUCCUCUUCGAUGCCAAUGGCAUACCCGAGCUCCUCUUCCUCUUCUUCGAUGCCCAUGGCAUACCCGAGCUCCUCCUCCUCCUCGGUCCCCGUCGCUUACCCAAGCAACUCCACUUCUGCUGUCUCCUCAUCGUCCACGGAGUACUCUCCUAUCCAGCCUACGACUUCCAGCAGCAGCAGCAUGUACCCUCCAACAUACCCUGUCCCUUCGGGUAACAUGACCAGCAGCACCAGCGCGUACCACAGCUCCUGCCUCUCCUGGCGAAAGGCUCCAGACAGGGCGCUCAAGAUGUGUCCGCAAAUUCAGAACCUUACUGACUCAUCACUUUUAGCAUACAUGCCAACUGGUUACGUUCCGACCAGCCAGUCUGUGAAGAGCGAUGUUCCGUCUUCCUACAGCCAGCCUUCGGCUCCAGUGUACUCUGCUCCAGUCUCCUCUUCCAUGAGCUCUCCAGUCUCCCCUGAGAUGCCAUCGGAGACCCACUCUGUGCCAUAUGGAACUGGUGUCUACACCACUUCCGCGCCAGUUCCAUCUGGCUACACGACCUCCGAGGUCAUCUACAGCAAGACUCUGACUUACACGCUCGGCCACGGCUCAUCCACCACCGUUGUGACGACUACCGUCAAGUCUACGUCCACUGUGUUCCUCACCAAGACCGUCUUCCAGACCAAGUCCAAGCCAACUGCCAGCGGUUCCAUUCCUGCCUACCCUGCUCAGAGCAGCGCUUCUACCCCUAACUCUCCUGUUCAGAGCAGCCUUUCUGUCCCUGCCUACCCUGUGCAGAGCAGCGAGUCCCAGCCCUACUCCACCAUGAAGCGCACCUCCACCUUGACCAACAUGAUCACUGUCUACCCAAGCAAGACUCAGGGCUCUCCUGUUGGUCCAUCUGGCACUGCUCCAGCUUCCGACUGUGUUCCUCAAACUGUCACAGUGACCCAGAAGGAGACUGUCUACGUCACCGUUCCUUCGGCAUCGAGCUACUCGAGCGAGGCACCACCGCAGGCCCCUAGCUACAAGACCGAGGGCCCCAAGCAGUCUUCCUCUGCUGUCUAUUACCCAACCCAGAGCACCUACCCAGUCUCUUCGGGCAUGGCAUCGAGCACCGGAUUCGCUACUUCUUACACCAAGCCAAGUGCCCCGGUCUACCAGCCAUCGACCACCAGCUCGGCUCCUUACAGCCCAGAGAUGCCAACUUCGUCCUCUAGCAGCAGUGUACCAACAUACCCGGCUUCGUACGCUUCUUCCAGCAGCUCGACCGAGCAGUCGCCAGUCUACCCAUCGACCAGCAGCAGCAGCAGCGUCCCAGUCCCAACCUACCCAUCGACCAGCAGCAGCAGCGUCCCAGUCCCAACCUACCCAUCGACCAGCAGCAGCAGCGUCCCAGUCCCAACCUACCCAUCGACUAGCAGCAGCGCUCCAGCACCAACCUACCCAUCGACUAGCAGCAGCGCUCCAGCACCAACGUACCCAGCCCCAUCCAGCUCCUCCAGCACGACUGUGAACUCCCCAGUCCUCCCCACCACCAGCAGCACCGCUGUCUACGAAUACAAGCCUACCACCAGCAGCAGCGCUGUCUACGAAUACAAGCCCACCACCACCGCCGAGCAGCCAGCAACUUACUACGUCACUCCCGUCCCCAGCAAGCCAGCUGCGGCCUACGAGGCUCCUAAGUAA
Messenger RNA from Sphaerulina musiva SO2202, 2176 nucleotides. RefSeq lists its product as uncharacterized. The record is from RefSeq and is a predicted model, not a curated record. The transcript has 2 exons. The coding region runs from base 212 to 2176 and encodes 654 amino acids. NCBI's taxonomy places the organism in Eukaryota, Fungi, Ascomycota, Dothideomycetes, Mycosphaerellales, Mycosphaerellaceae.